AUGUUACAGUCUAUUCAUCUCCGUUUUUCCUCUUCCCCUUCACCUACGAGAAGAAAAUUUUGCGCCCCUUACGAGGUUGGAGGCGGAUAUUCCGAUGAAGAACCGUUCGAAAGAUACGGAACCCAUCAGAGUAAAACGAAUGUCGAGGAUAAAUUAAGUGAAUCUCAGUACGAGGCUCUUCUUAAAGGAGGCGAACAAGUGACCUCCGUUCUUGAAGAAAUGAUAACUCUCAAGUCUUAUCGUCGGAAGCUGCUUUUUAACAGACGACGGAAGAGGCAAGAAAACACACACAAAACAAGUCGACUCUUCGGAAGCCAGUUCUUCUUGGAUUCGUCAUCGGUUUCGGCCAUGGAGAAGGACGAACUUAAGAAACUGAAUCAUCUCUCUCUUGUCUCCAAUGUGUGUAACGAACUGGAAACGCAUCUAGGGGCUACGGAAAAAGUUUUGGCCGAAUUCAUCAUCGACCUUGGCCGCAACUCCGAGACUGUCGAUGAAUUCGAUAAGAAGCUGAAGAAGGAAGGCGCGGAGAUGCCGGAUUAUUUCGUCCGCUCGCUGUUAACUGUAAUCCACGGGAUUUACCCUCCGAAGCCCAAGUCGGAGAGGAAGAAGGACGACGGAGGUAAUGAGAAAUACAAAGGCUUGGCUAUUAGGGAUACUAAGGAUAAAGUGAAGGAGCUUGAGAAGGAGAUUGAAUUGGAAGCUCGGGAGCGACAGAGAGAAGAGGAUCGGAAUAGAGAAAGAGACCGAGGUCGGGAUCGGAGAGAUUCCGGAAGAGAUAGGGAUCGACACAGAGACAGACCUCGUGGAAGUGAAGGUGGAGAAGAUAGAAGAAGCGGUAGGCAUAGAGAAAGAAACCGUGGAGAUGAUGGUGACGAUAGAAGAAGUGAUAGGCAUAGAGAAAGAGGCCGUAGAGAUAGGAAGGAUGAGUACACGGAGGAGGGUGGUGCGAAUGAGCCGGAGCUGUAUCAGGUAUACAAAGGUAGAGUAACGAGGGUAAUGGACGCUGGAUGUUUCGUUCAAUUCGAUAGAUUUAGAGGGAGAGAAGGUCUAGUCCAUGUUUCUCAGAUGGCUACUAGAAGAGUUGACAAGGCAAAAGAUUUUGUGAAGCGUGAUAUGGAGGUUUACGUCAAAGUGAUAUCUAUUUCGAAUGAUAAGUAUAGCCUUUCUAUGAGAGAUGUUGAUCAGAAUAAUGGCACAGAUUUGAUCCCUCUGAAGAAGCCUACAGAGGAUGAUUCAUCCAGGAGCAAUCCAUCGUAUAGAACUAGGGAUGGACAAGUCACCAAGAUUGGGAUUUCGGGGAUCCGUAUCGUGGAGGAGAGUGAUGUUGCGGUUGCGCCUUCACGUAGGCUAUUGAAGAAGAUGAGCUCCCCUGAGAGAUGGGAAGCGAAGCAGUUGAUUGCCUCUGGUGCCUUGAAGCAGAGUGAGUUUCCAAAUUAUGAUGAGGACGAAGGUGGGAUGCUUUAUCAAGAGGAAGGUGCUGAAGAAGAAGAAGUUGAGAUUGAGAUGAACGAAGACGAACCUGCGUUCUUGCAAGGGCAGACCAGGUACUCUGUUGACUUGUCUCCGGUGAAGAUCUUCAAGAAUCCUGAAGGUUCCUUGAGUCGUGCCGCUGCACUUCAGUCCGCACUCACCAAGGAGAGGAGAGAAAUGAGGGAACAGCAGCAAAGAGCAAUGCUUGACUCGAUCCCCAAGGAUCUGAAUCGUCCUUGGGAAGAUCCUAUGCCUGAAAAUGGUGAAAGGCAUCUUGCUCAGGAGCUUAGGGGUGUGGGGUUAUCAGCUUAUGACAUGCCGGAAUGGAAGAAGGAUGCUUUCGGGAAAACCCCGACUUUUGGACAGAGGUCAAAGCUCUCUAUGCAGGAGCAAAGGGAGAGCCUUCCUAUAUACAAGCUGAAAAAGGAGUUGAUACAAGCUGUGCAUGAUAACCAAGUUCUGGUGGUCAUUGGUGAGACUGGGUCUGGUAAGACGACACAGAUGACUCAGUAUCUUGCCGAAUCAGGUUACACCACAAAAGGAAAGAUUGGGUGUACUCAGCCUCGUAGGGUCGCCGCGAUGUCUGUUGCCAAGAGAGUAGCUGAGGAGUUUGGUUGUCGUUUGGGAGAGGAGGUAGGGUAUGCGAUUCGGUUUGAGGAUUGUACUGGACCAGAACGGUGA
Microthlaspi erraticum is the source of this 2151-nucleotide messenger RNA. The record is from the annotation of a GenBank genome assembly. NCBI's taxonomy places the organism in Eukaryota, Viridiplantae, Streptophyta, Magnoliopsida, Brassicales, Brassicaceae.